Messenger RNA from Dunckerocampus dactyliophorus (ringed pipefish), 2780 nucleotides. It is a transcript of the gene c1ql2, whose product is annotated as complement component 1, q subcomponent-like 2. The transcript is spliced from 2 exons. Bases 262 to 1041 code for a protein of 259 amino acids. The record is from RefSeq and is a predicted model, not a curated record. Lineage: Eukaryota; Metazoa; Chordata; Actinopteri; Syngnathiformes; Syngnathidae. Gene Ontology annotation, molecular function: protein binding.
UCGCGCCACAGACAGCUGGACGCAGCUGGGCGCUUCUUGUCCGCCCUCCGCCGAGUCUGGUCCAAGCAGCUCUCUCUGCCCGCUCACACUGGAUGCGAUGCGCACUCGACUAACCUGAGCAUUUUUUUUCGUCUGACUAAAAGUCCCUCAUCCUCUUUCACCAUUACGCCCCACAGAGGCUCCGCGGGUUUUCUGUCGUCCUUCGGUCUCCGCACCGCGCGGAGGAAGUGGUCGGUGGUGGUUGUGGUCACCGCUGUCGUGAUGGUUCUGCUGGCUUUGGCAGUCGCGGUGCCGCUUCUCCUCCUGCGCCCCUCUGAGACCUCCGCUCACUACUAUGAGAUGAUGGGCACCUGUCGGAUGGUGUGCGACCCGUACACUGCCAAACCGGGAGGAAACGCCGCGGGGGAGGAGACUCAGACCGUUAACGGCAUCGCACCGCUCCCACCCAUGGCACAAGGAAGCCGCGGGGAACCAGGGCGGCCGGGUAAACCAGGAGCGAGGGGCCCACCGGGUGAGCCAGGACCCCCGGGUCCGAGGGGGCCACCGGGGGAGCGCGGUGGCAGCAAACUCGCCUUCCCGGCUUUAACCACAGCAGCCGGGGGAGAGCACGGGGAAACGGACGCUGCGAACUCAACGACCGGUGGUACCAGAGUCGCUUUUUACGUCGGCUUGAAGAACCCACACGAGGGAUACGAGGUGUUAAAGUUUGACGACGUCAUUACAAACUUGGGGAACCUCUACGAUCCGAGCACCGGGAAGUUCACCUGUCAUGUGUCCGGGAUCUACUUCUUCACUUACCAUGUGCUGAUGCGGGGAGGAGACGGGACCAGCAUGUGGGCUGACCUGUGCAAAAAUGGGCAGGUCCGAGCCAGUGCCAUAGCUCAGGAUGCUGACCAGAACUACGACUACGCCAGCAACAGUGCCGUGCUGCACUUGGACUCAGGCGACGAGGUGUACGUGAAACUGGACGGCGGCAAAGCUCACGGAGGCAAUAAUAACAAGUACAGCACCUUCUCUGGCUUCAUCCUAUACCCUGACUAGGCCACUGCAAGUCGUCACUACAACUAUUAACUAUUUCCAUGGGAGUGUUUUGGUUCUAAUGUGUUUUUGUCUCUCAAGUCCAAAGAUGGACAGGUUCCUCACAACCGAGGUGAAUGUGAUAUUCUUCUUAAAGGCUGUGAUGGAUUAACGGUGCGUGAUAUUCCGUACAUGAGUCAGAUAAGCUUGUGAAAUCUUGCUGUUAAGACCUGGCCAUACCCAGCAGCGUUUCAAACACAGAAUGCAUCAAGUGUUUAUAUUCUGUUCAGACUUGAUGAGCCAUCUUGAUCUAAAUUAGUCUGUUUCGGUGCAGCACACACCAACUGGAGGAACUCACCAAUCUGCUGUUGAAAUGAAUUUAAACAAUUUGUGGCUCGUGUUAGGCACAAUUAUGUGUCAUCUUGCACAAUAUUUUUCCUCUGAUUAGAAUGUGCCUCGCGAUUGGCUGGCGGCCGGUCCAGGGUGUACCCUGCCUGUGGCCUAAAGUCAGCUGGGAUAGGCUCCAGCAUACCCCCACGGCCCUAGCGAGGACAAGCGGCAUAGAAAAUGAAUGAAUGAAUGAAUGAAUAAAAUGUCCACGGUGCUUUUAUUAGAUCAUUUCUUCCAAAAGUGCGUGCAGCAUCAGUUUCCAAAUUGGGAUUAACACCUAAAACAAGCACACACGUCCAACCUCCUCUCAUCAUCCACUUUGCCAGAGGGAGCUGGACCCAUCUGAUCGCACAGAACAGGCUCAGCAAAGGACAAGAGUGGGGGGAGGAUCCCAAUCUAGAGGCCAAAAUGUCUCAAUAAAUUAUUUUUUGUGUUCAUGUUUCUUUUUCUUUCUUUCUUUUCCUGUUGGUGAGCAAAAUGGUGUUUCUGUGUUUGACAAAUGAACUAAUAAAGGGUGCAGUCAUUUAUAUUUAGUUUUCAUACAUGUCAAUAAAUAUUGUUUAACAACAACGUGUCGGCUUUCAAGGCAUCCUACACCGUUUUGAUUGCUGCUGGUUAGGUCGUCACUAGAGAAUGUCUGCCCGCCCCAGAGAGCAAAUUAGAGUCCUGUUCUGUAGUCAAAGUGUUAGGCCACUAUCGGCAUCGAAGCAAUACUUUCCUGGCUGCAUAGAACUAGAAUGUAUCAGACUACUUUGUGGUUCAUGGAGGAUGACGGUGUCAUUGAUGUCAUCGAAAAUAAAUUCCUGUAUGUGAAAUUUUAACCAGAUUCUCACCAAAUUUCAGUGGAGACCUGCUUGCCUGUGCAAAAACCGCCUACAAAGUUUCGUGGAAAUUGGUUUUAUAUUUUUCCCACAAUCCUGCUCGUUGUAUUUGUUGUGCUAUUUAAUCUUUUGCGAUGUCAAAAUAGCCGCCGUGGAAAAAGUGGUGGCCUAAGACUUUUGCACAUCCUUUGCUUGCUCGCAGGAUUAUACAAAAAUGCGUGGAGGGGUGGGGCUCGGCCCUAUAGGAAUGAAAACGAAAUGACGGGAAGGUCCACAGAAGAUGCUCUUGCUGUUCCUUUUCAUCUCUCAACAGAGCUCUGCGUUAGCGGUUGUUUGUUUGCGUCGCAGCGUAGCCUCAAGACUUUAGGGAGAAAAAGCACAGCAAGUCCAGCAGCACAGCUCACAUGGUCCAAGUUGCCCGACUGUCCUUUGCUCCACAAUGGCUCGUGGGUGUUUUGAGUCAGCCAGCCUGUAUUUGUUCUAAAAGGUUAUACCGAGGACAAAACAAACAUUUUGCACUUUAACUUCCACAUACUAUUCUUUUGUAUUGUU